Ambispora gerdemannii is the source of this 312-nucleotide messenger RNA. The record is from the annotation of a GenBank genome assembly. Lineage: Eukaryota; Fungi; Glomeromycota; Glomeromycetes; Archaeosporales; Ambisporaceae.
AUGACAUCAGACAAUGACGAGGAAAUUUUGCAAACUCUUGAAUUACUCAAAGAGGCAGCCUCACGCACCGGAUACUUGAGUCAAGCCUUUUGGUUUGAUGAUUCUAGAAGUCAAAUUCGAAAUGACUUUGGGGUAGCAAAUUCGUUAUUUGGAGAAGCCAUUCUUCAAUUAGCUCAUACUAAACCACACAUUAUUUUUGAUGUUCCGCCAAAUGAUUCGUCGUAUUGGUCGUAUUUUCUCUAUAUUUUCAUUGGAUUUCUUGUUAUUAACUCUUGUUUGAAAAAACAUUCAGAUGAUCAAGGCUUAAAUUAA